AUGAAGUCGGCCACGAGAUUGCAGGCUCUAAGAUCCAAACGCCAUAGCACAUCCAAUGCUCUCCAAGAUGUCCAGACCGAACCCCUCAAGUCCAUCCUCAUAGCAAAUCGUGGCGAGAUCGCUCUUCGCGUGGGAAGGACGGCGGCUCAAUAUGGUAUCCGCACCAACACGUUAUACACCGACCCCGAUCGAUUGAGCCAACACGCCUUGAGUUCACCAUUUGCCGUGAACCUGGGCAGUACCGACCAGUAUUUAAAUGGUGACAGGAUCAUCAGAAUCGCAAAGGAGUUGAACUGUCAAGCUAUCCAUCCCGGCUAUGGCUUUCUCAGCGAGAAUGCCAACUUUGCCAAAGCCUGCUCGGAUGCGGGUGUGAAGUUCAUUGGUCCCCCGUGGAAGGCCAUCGAGGCCAUGGGAGACAAAAGUCGAUCGAAGGAGAUAAUGAUCGAUGCGGGAGUUCCGUGCAUUCCUGGAUAUCAUGGUACCAAUCAGGAUCCCGAUCAUCUCAAGGCUGAAGCCCACAACAUCGGAUAUCCUGUACUACUCAAAGCGGUCAAAGGUGGCGGAGGCAAAGGAAUGCGCAUCGUACGGUCGCCAGAUGAGUUCUUUCAGCAACUAGACUCUGCCAAAUCCGAGGCGCGUUCAUCCUUUGGCGAUGAUGUCAUGUUGGUGGAGAAGUACAUUACCACACCUCGUCACAUCGAAGUUCAGGUCUUCGCGGACAGUCAUGGGAACUGCGUCGCAUUGGGUGAGCGAGACUGUAGUAUUCAGCGGCGGCAUCAAAAAAUCCUCGAGGAGUCACCGGCUCCAAAUUUGGCGGAGGAUAUCCGACAAGACCUGUGGGCGAAGGCGCGACAAGCGGCGUUGGCGGUCGGUUAUGAAGGUGCAGGGACGGUAGAAUUCAUCUUCGACAACGACAGUGGCGAAUUCUUCUUCAUGGAAAUGAACACCCGCCUCCAAGUCGAACAUCCAGUCACCGAAAUGGUCACUGGAGAGGACUUGGUCCGUUGGCAGAUCAUCGUCGCAGAGGGUGGUAAACUUCCACUGUCUCAAAGCCAAGUCGAAGAGCGAAUCAGAAGCCUAGGUCACGCCAUCGAAGCGCGCAUUUACGCCGAAGACCCGGAGAUGAAUUUCAUGCCUUCUACCGGAAAACUGCUUCACCUGCGUACCCCUCCUAUACGGGAUGGCAUCCGAAUCGAUGCCGGCUUCGUCGAGGGCGAUGAGGUCUCCAGCCACUACGACCCCAUGAUCGCCAAGCUCAUUGUGCAUGGACCAGAUCGAAAAGCAGCACUUCGGAAGAUGGUCUCUGCUCUUGAGCAGUACGAGAUUGCCGGCCUGAAAGUCUGUCAAAGCGCCGACUUCAUCGCCGGAGACGUCGAGACCGGCUACAUCCCCAAACACGAAGCUGAGCUCUUCGCCAAAGAGCCCAUCGAGGAUGAACUCUACGUGCAAGCCGCCAUCGGUCUCUACGAAGCCGAACACACCAAGCGACCAGGUUCCAGCUCGAUAUCAACCGGGCCUCAACAAACGAUCGGAUUCGGCCAAGCCAUCCAGCCCCACGAAAUGCAAUUCGUCGAAGUCCUAUCCAGCAGUGAUCCCCAAAAGCCCUCCACGCCCAUCACAAUCCAACUCCUCAAAACCAGCCCCGAGACCUUCACAGCCACCAUCAAAAACAACGACAGUAACAAAACCUACACCACCACCACCACCCACGACCCCCUCACCAACACCCUAACCUCCUUCUUCCCGCACACCCGCCUCAGCACCACCCUGAUCCGCGACCCCGAAACUCCCACACUCCUCACGCUGUUCCAGCGCGGCCGGCAAUACCGCCUGACCCUCGUCCCGCCCAAAUGGGCCGCCAAAGCGCUCGGGACGAAGGCCACGGCCAACAGCGUGCUCGCGCCGAUGCCGUGCAAAGUCCUCCGCGUGGAGGUUGAGGUCGGCCAGAAGGUCGAGAAGAACCAGGCCCUCGUCACCAUCGAGAGCAUGAAGAUGGAGACGGUCAUCCGCAGUCCGCUGGAGGGCCGCAUCCGGAGGAUCGUGCAUCGCGCGGGCGAGAUGUGUAAGGCGGGGACGGCGUUGGUGGAGUUUGAGGAGGAAGGGGAGGGGGAGGGUUCGGAGUGA
Molecule: messenger RNA, 2124 nt
Organism: Dissoconium aciculare CBS 342.82
Lineage: Eukaryota; Fungi; Ascomycota; Dothideomycetes; Mycosphaerellales; Dissoconiaceae
Exons: 3
Coding region: 1-2124 (707 amino acids)
Cellular component (GO): mitochondrion
Molecular function (GO): methylcrotonoyl-CoA carboxylase activity; ATP binding; metal ion binding
Source: RefSeq, a predicted model, not a curated record